This is a messenger RNA of Photinus pyralis (common eastern firefly), 576 nucleotides long. Its product is annotated as zinc finger protein 64-like. NCBI's taxonomy places the organism in Eukaryota, Metazoa, Arthropoda, Insecta, Coleoptera, Lampyridae. Bases 1 to 576 code for a protein of 191 amino acids. The record is from RefSeq and is a predicted model, not a curated record. Gene Ontology annotation, cellular component: nucleus. The transcript has a single exon. Gene Ontology annotation, molecular function: RNA polymerase II transcription regulatory region sequence-specific DNA binding; DNA-binding transcription factor activity, RNA polymerase II-specific. Gene Ontology annotation, biological process: regulation of transcription by RNA polymerase II.
AUGCUGGAAGGUGAUGAACGUAUCGCAUUCGACCAUUGCACCAUCAAAACAGAAUUACACGACAGCAACGACGAAGACCACCCACCUUUUCCACCGUUCGACGUGAUCAUCAAGGAGGAAUACGAUGCCUCGUGUCCGGAGACGACGAGCGACUCGAACAGGAAGGUGUUCAACUGCAACCAGUGCCACUUUCGCUCGUUCUACAAGAGCAACCUAAAGAAGCACGUACUCAAACACUACGACGUGAAAGACUUCAAAUGUGACCAGUGCGAUUUUAAAACGAUACAGAAGGCGAGCCUAAAAAGACACCUACUCACGCAUUCCGACUUUAAGGAGUUCAAAUGCGAGCAGUGCGACUACGAGACGAUACGUAAAGACUGUCUAAAGCUGCACCUGCUCAAGCACAUCGUCGGCGAGAGCUUCUUCUGCACCUUCUGUAGCUAUAAGACGAUACGGAAAAGUAAUCUCAAGACGCAUUUACGAAGACACACCAAUAUCAAAAACUACGAGUGUCUGUUGUGCGGGCUUAAGACCGCUUAUAAAAGUGUCCUGAAGAAACAUAUGCGAAAACAUUAA